This is a messenger RNA of Penicillium angulare, 999 nucleotides long. RefSeq names its product sugar phosphate isomerase/epimerase family protein. The record is from RefSeq and is a predicted model, not a curated record. The transcript has a single exon. Bases 1 to 999 code for a protein of 332 amino acids. NCBI's taxonomy places the organism in Eukaryota, Fungi, Ascomycota, Eurotiomycetes, Eurotiales, Aspergillaceae.
AUGAGUGCGUCCCUAGGACGAGCAUGGCUUCACGAUCUUGAAAACAAACUCCAACAAGCGGGGAAGGCCGGUUUCCAAGGCAUCGAGAUCUUCUACGAGGAUUUAGAUUAUGAAGCCAGAAAAAUCGCCGGAUCUGACAGUCCAAGCCCCGAGAACUUGAUUCAAGCUGCAGAGCGUAUCUACUCACUUUGUGAAGCGCAGGGUCUUGAAAUCAUCGGCCUUCAACCAUUUCUAUUCUACGAGGGUCUCAAAGACAGAGAGCAACACGCGAAGUUGAUCGAGAAAUUAAAACUGUGGUUCAAAUUGGCCAAAACACUCCACACAACAACUAUUCAGAUUCCUGCCAAUUUCCUACCAGCAGACCAAUUGACAGAUGAUCUUGACAUCAUUGCUAGCGAUCUUCGACAAGUAUCAGAUAUGGGAGAUGCAGAAAACCCUCCUAUUCGCUUUGCCUAUGAGAACCUAUGCUGGAGCACUCACAUCGACACCUGGGAGAAGGUGUGGGAUGUCGUUAAGCGGGUUGAUAGACCUAAUUUUGGAAUGUGUCUUGAUACAUUCAAUAUUGCGGGUCGUGUAUGGGCCGAUCCUGCAUCUCCAACGGGGAAAACGCCAAAUGCCGAUGCCGAUUUGAAGCAAUCUAUUGAUCGACUCGUGAAGGAGGUUGAUGUGGCCAAGGUUUUUUAUAUCCAAGUUGUAAAUGCUGAACGCAUGGAGUCCCCAUUGGUCCCUGGGCAUCCGUUCCAUGUCGACGGGCAGCCCGCACGCAUGAACUGGUCUCGCAAUGCAAGGACGUUCAUGUAUGAAGAAGAUCGGGCAGCAUAUCUGCCCGUGGAGGAUGUUGCACGGGCAAUUAUCUCUGGACUGGGGUAUGUGGGUUAUGUUUCUAUGGAAUUAUUCUCUAGGACCAUGUCGGAGGAAGGGGAUAAUGUUCCCACGGAGCAUGCCGAGAGGGGGAUUUUGGCAUGGAAGAAGUUCCAGGCAAAAUUUAAGCUUGAUUGA